AUGCCUGCGAUUAUUGAACACUACAGAUAUCCCUCAGAGGUGCAUGAAGCCACAACUGCUGAUGGAUAUAUCUUAGAAUUACACCGUAUUCCUCAUGGCGUUAAUGAAACUUCGGGAUCUGGCUCGCGACCUGUUGUAUUUCUUCAACAUGGUUUUGUUGGCUCAAGUGCUGUUUGGGUGACCAAUACACCGCCAGCCUCAGCCGGCUUUAUGCUUGCCGAUGCGGGUUUUGAUGUUUGGAUGGGUAACGUUCGCGGAAACAAAUAUUCAAGGAAACAUAAAACAUUGUCGACCGACCAAGCACCGUAUUGGAGAUUUACGAUUUUAGAUGUAUGGGAAGAGAGGAAAAUGAAGCCUGUUUUUUUUAGUUGGGAUGAAUUUGUCAAAUAUGACUUGCCGGCGAUGAUCGACUAUGCGCUGAAUGUUACAGGUCAGCGAUAUCUGUAUUAUGUUGGCUAUUCAGAAGGUACGCUAACAAUGUUUGCUAAGCUUGCUUCUGACCAAAAAUUUCACAACAAGAUUCGAUUAUUUUUUGCUCUUGGACCUAUUGGAACGUUAACACAUAUCAAAGGACUGAUUGAAGUUGCAGCAAAAAAUUUUUUUGUUCCGUUGAAGUUUUUGGCAAAAGUAGGUACAGAGUUUGCUCCUAACAACUCAUUUUUACGACGGGCAAGUAAAGCUGUUUGUAAGCUUAAUAUUCUUCUACCACACUGUGAGAGCUUUAUCUAUGCGAUGACCGGACCACAAACGCAACAGUUUAACCAGACAAGAAUGCCGGUCUACAUGACUCAUUUACCGUCUGGAACUUCUACAGCAAAUCUGCUUCACUGGGCGCAGAUGGUGAACAGCGGAAAGAUACAAAUGUACGACUAUGGAUCGGAUGAAGCUAAUCGACGGCACUAUGGAACGACUGAGGUUCCACUUUACAAUCUUACUUUGGUUAAUUCACCGGUAAUACUGUAUUGGAGUGCAGGUGACUGGUUGGCUGAUAAAACGGAUAUUCAAAACGGCCUUCUGGCAAAACUGCAGCAGCGAUACUUACGGGAGAGCAAUGAGCUGACCAAUUUCAAUCACUUCGACUUUAUCUGGGGCAGUAAUGCUCCAAAGCAAAUAUAUCAGCCUAUAAUUGAGCAUAUAAGAAAUGAAGAAAACAGACUUAAACUUCUUUCCUCUGAUGAUUAA
Messenger RNA from Enterobius vermicularis (human pinworm), 1182 nucleotides. The record is from the annotation of a GenBank genome assembly. NCBI's taxonomy places the organism in Eukaryota, Metazoa, Nematoda, Chromadorea, Rhabditida, Oxyuridae.